Gossypium raimondii (Peruvian cotton) is the source of this 2213-nucleotide messenger RNA. RefSeq names its product rust resistance kinase Lr10. Lineage: Eukaryota; Viridiplantae; Streptophyta; Magnoliopsida; Malvales; Malvaceae. The coding region runs from base 99 to 1934 and encodes 611 amino acids. The transcript has 3 exons. The record is from RefSeq and is a predicted model, not a curated record. Gene Ontology annotation, molecular function: protein kinase activity; ATP binding; polysaccharide binding. Gene Ontology annotation, biological process: protein phosphorylation.
UCGUCUGCCGGCUGGCUCGGUCCAAACAUAAAAUCAAAAGACAACUUGUACAGCCUCCGAACAUACCAUCCAUUCCUCAGAUUACCCAAAGAAAAGAAAUGGUGAUUAUUCUCUUCCACUUCUUCUUGCUAUACACUGCUGCAGCAGUUGGUCUUGCUCCACCCCCAACAUAUCCAAACGGUUGCCAGCCGACGAGGUGCAAACGCGGCGGCCCCUCCGUGCGGUUCCCCUUCCAAUUGAAAGGCCGGCAACAUGAAAACUGUGGCUCACCAGGGUUUAACCUGUCCUGCGACAACAAGAAUCGGACGGUGCUGGAGCUGCCCAAAUCGGUGAAGUUGUUGGUGAAGCGUAUAGAUUAUGUAAAGCAAAUGAUUCAAGUGUAUGCUGAAGAUGGUUGCGUCCAAAAUCAGCUCCCAAAUCUCACAAUGUCUUUGUCUCCUUUCAAUCUCUCAUUGGACAAUGCUUAUUCCAGUGAACUGAGAAACUUUACUUUGUUCGAAUGUUCCGAUGUGGACCAAUUCGACUACGGUAAUUAUAACAUCAUCCGUUGCUUAAGUAGUAAGCCUGGGUUUGUCGUUAAAUACACGGAUUCCGAUUAUGCAAGCACCGAUCUGUUACAUUGCCGGAAGACUAUAGAUCUCAAAGAAGUUCCCUACGCGCUGUUAUCAUCAGAUUGGAGUAGGAGCAACAAUUUUUACUUUAAUUGGAGCAGACCGGCGUGCGGUUACUGCGAAGCACAGCACCAAGGAUGUCGACGCAAUGAUACCAAUCCCUCCGGCUUCGAGUGCUUUGUCAUCCCUAUCAAACAUAUGGGUACAAGAACGAAGCUGAUGAUUUCAGGUAUAAGCAUCGGUUCCUUUUUUCUUGCACUCAGCCUUUCUGUUGUUCUAUAUAUGCACCAUUUGCAUAAAAAAGAGAAAGACGCUCAGCGCAAAAUCGAACAGUUUUUGGAAGAUUACAAAGCUCUCAAGCCCUCUCGAUAUUCCUAUGCUGAUAUCAAGAGGAUCACCUUUGAUUUCAAGGAAAAGCUGGGACAAGGUGGUUAUGGAACUGUUUUCAAAGGUACACUUUCCAACGAUGUUUCCGUUGCCGUCAAGCUUCUUAACAAUUUCAAAGGAAAUGGGGAAGAGUUCAUCAACGAAGUCAGCUCCAUGGGUCGAAUCCACCACGUCAAUGUCACUCGUCUCGUCGGCUUUUGCGCCGACGGGUAUCAUCGAGCCUUGGUUUACGAGUACCUACCCAAUGAGUCAUUAGAGAAGUUCAUAUUCGGAGACAAAGGUGAGAAUCAUUUCCUGGGCUGGGAAAAGCUUCACGAAAUUGCUCUAGGCAUUGCCAAAGGCAUUGAGUACUUGCACCAAGGUUGUGAGCAAAGAAUCCUCCAUUUCGACAUCAAACCUCACAAUAUCUUGUUGGACCAGCACUUCAAUCCGAAAAUCUCCGAUUUCGGGUUAGCCAAGCUAUGUUCUAAAGAGCAGAGUGCGGUAUCAAUGACAGCAGCAAGGGGAACCAUGGGCUACAUUGCACCUGAAGUGCUGUCUAGGAACUUUGGGAACGUAUCCUACAAAUCAGAUGUUUAUAGUUUCGGAAUGAUGCUGCUUGAAAUGGUGGGAGGACGCAAAAAUAUCGAUGUCAAAGUGGAACAUAUGAGCCAAGUCUACUUCCCAGAAUGGGUUUACAAUCGUUUGGACAAAGGUGAAGCGUUAGGAAUGAGCAUUGAGAAUGAAGAACAUGAUAAGAUAGCAAAGAAGCUUACAAUUGUUGGACUUUGGUGCAUCCAAUGGUAUCCGGUGGAUCGUCCAUCGAUGAAAUCGGUGGUUCAAAUGUUGGAAGGAGAGGUUGAGCAUCUCACGGUACCGCCAAAUCCUUUUGCCUCUAAAGAUGAAAUGAGGGCUAAACUGCCCAUUAACAGAGAGCUUCCCACUAUUUCUGAAUAAUUAAGAGUAUAUAUCUAAGCAAUAUCCGAUCUGCAACGAUUGGUAUACAUCAAAGCUUGUCAUACUAGAUUUGCUCCAUCCCUGAGCUGAAUGCAUUAAUAUAUAAUAACGUAAUAUUUAAUGUGGGUAUAGUAAAUGAUUCCAUAAUAAUCGGAAAAGGGAUGGACAUAAUAAUUUUAUUCACCACUGCAAGUGGAAAAUUGAAGAUAUUAUGAGAUGGAUAAUAUGAUUGAUAUUGAAAUUUAAAUGAAUAGUUUCAUCUUAUGUUCCAACUUUCAA